AUGGACAGUGAUCAGCGCUUGACCGAGUUGCAGGACCUGCAGAUGCGGCCCGAAAAGGUACAAACCUAUACUAUAUCGGACGGAACACUAGUGGAAGAAAAGCACGAUGAGACUCAACCAAGCGCUGAGGGCACCAAUAACCAGAUUACCAGCAAGAACAUUGAGUAUCCGACGAAGGUCAAUCUCAUUUUCAUUACUCUGUCGCUUUGCUUGGUGGUAUUCUUGGUGGGACUGGAUCAGACAAUUGUGGCCACGGCCAUUCCCAAAAUAACGGAGCAGUUCAAGGCCCUUGACGAUGUUUCAUGGUAUGGUGCAUCAUACCUCUUAACAACGUCCGCCUUUCAGUUACUCUUUGGGAAAAUUUAUAAGGUUUUUUCUUUGAAGUGGACAUUUCUCAUUGCCGUAGGGCUUUUUGAAUUGGGCUCCCUCAUAUGCGGCGUUGCUCCCAACUCCACGGCACUAAUUAUCGGCCGUGCUAUCGCUGGUCUUGGCUGCGCCGGUUUGCUUUUCAUUGCAUUUUGCGUCAGCCAAUGUUGGAUGGGAGAGGAUGCCACUAUUCCGCCAAGGAUCUUCCUCCAGCGAAGCAUAUGGUCGGGCUCCAUCUAUUCAGCAAUGACCGGAGGAUCAUUUUUCCUGCUAGUGUUCUAUUUGCCUGUUUGGUUUCAAGGUGUCCAGGGCCAGAAUGCCGUUGAUAGCGGUAUUCAUAACUUGCCUCUGAUUUUAGGAGUCAUUAUCGCAUCGCUACUUGCCGGUGGCGCCGUGACGGCCCUGGGAUACUACACGCCGUUCAUGAUUUUGUCCACAAUUCUGAGCAGUGUUGGUGUUGGGUUGCUCACGACAUUUAAGGUCGACACGCCAUCAUCGCAGUGGAUCGGCUACCAGGCUUUAAUCGGAAUUGGCAGCGGGUUAGGGAGACAGCAAACUAUGGUAGCUGCCCAAACUGUACUUCCUCUGACCGAUGUCGCUAUUGGAAGCGCAGUCAUGGUAUUCUCGCAGUCCAUUGGCGGUUCAGUGUUUCUGAGCGCUGGCCAGAGCGUGUUCAAUCAUGCACUGGGACAAGGUGUUCGCAAGUUUGCUGCCGGGUUGGAUCCGACAAUAGUUACCAACACUGGUGCAACAGCUCUGAGGAACGUCAUCGAACCGAAAUUCCUACCCGGCGUCAUUCGCGCUUAUAACGAUGCUGUGGUACAGACGUUUUAUGUCAGCCUAGCAUGUGCAUGUGCAACAGUGGUGGGGUCUCUACUAAUAGAAUGGAAAAGCGUUAAGGAGAAGGCGGACAGGGAUGGAACUGUGUCAAAGGAUGUCACUACGGAGGGAAAUGGCGCAUGA
Molecule: messenger RNA, 1329 nt
Organism: Trichoderma gamsii
Lineage: Eukaryota; Fungi; Ascomycota; Sordariomycetes; Hypocreales; Hypocreaceae
Product: major facilitator superfamily transporter
Exons: 5
Coding region: 1-1329 (442 amino acids)
Biological process (GO): transmembrane transport
Molecular function (GO): transmembrane transporter activity
Source: RefSeq, a predicted model, not a curated record